Molecule: messenger RNA, 8033 nt
Organism: Liolophura sinensis
Lineage: Eukaryota; Metazoa; Mollusca; Polyplacophora; Chitonida; Chitonidae
Product: trafficking kinesin-binding protein 1-like
Exons: 15
Coding region: 2897-5308 (803 amino acids)
Biological process (GO): mitochondrion distribution; vesicle transport along microtubule; protein targeting
Cellular component (GO): mitochondrion; cytoplasmic vesicle
Molecular function (GO): myosin binding
Source: RefSeq, a predicted model, not a curated record
AACUUCCCUGAUUUAAUUCACCUGUUUCUAUCUUUACAUGCUAAGCAUUAAUUACAGGUGAUCAUGUUCACCUGCCUAGUCACCUGUGACAGGAGGCAGUCUUCAUGUGUUCUCUUCAGCCACAUACCUCCUGAAGUCUCUAAUCACAAGUAAUUGUUUUAUGGGUGUUUCGUUUUUCUGUGAAAGACUGCCUUCUGUUCAGUACUUGUGGAGUAGUUACAGGUAACUAUAUUCUUACCUGCACAGUUAAGCUCUGAUUACAGGUAAUUAUUUUGCAUGUGCAGUGAGAGCUCGUGUAUGACACAGCAAGACUGGAUUGAAUAAGUAACAUGGAUGUAAGGGCCUCAUGGAUUUAAAUACAGUUUCUGGUGGGCAAAUUCAACCCUUAGUUAAAUAGAACCUAUUUUUGGAACGUGGUAGUUGUAACCUUACAGGUGCGUGUAGGUAAACAUACAACCAAGGAAUGGACGUAAUACCUGGAGCUAAUAUCAGGUGAUCUAAAAGGUUAUUAGCCUCAUUGUUUUGUUACCUGAAAAAUAUGACACUGAAAAGCUGCCUCGAAGGAAAAAGUAAGUGACCUGGUAAAGGAAGAAGGAAAAUCUUCAGAACAGUUAAAGUUAUUUGUAUGAAAAGAAAAAAAAACAGUGACUUUUAAGAACUUUAGUGGAAUAUGUUGUUGAGAAGAAAACUAUAUUCAUAUACCUGGUAAGAAAUGUGACAUUACGUGAUAGCAGGAACGUCAUUACCUGACAGGGGAAUUGACCAUUACCUGGGGGAAACCAGGUGUGAAUUUACCUGUUAAUGUGUGUAUGUAUAUAUACAUUUGACUGAGUUGAAAGGAUGUGAUGUUAAAAGCACUGUGAUAUAUACCUGAGCAGGACAGGUGAGAAAAAUACAGUUUGCAGGUAAACAGUUUAAGGCUGUGGAAGAACAUUUUACUUUGUGUGGCAGUAUUUUGGUCACUAUUCAGUACCAUUGUGAUCUGAGACACGAUUUUCUCCAUGUGAGGUCAGACUGUCGUUUUACCUGGGUGAGAACACGUCGUAUUGAAUAGGUACAGCUGAAUCUGCCACUGUACGGAAAUGUUACGUGUUUUGUGUUGUCCAAGCCUACAGCGAAUAGGCUGCUCGUUCGGCAAGCAUUGUUACAUUAUGUUGAAUUGCUCCAGGAUUUUUGAUGUCAAUAAGAAGAUUUGAGGCGAAUGACAUCAUAUCACAGUACACACUCUUUCUACUAUGGAUACCAGUAUUGAAUAAUGCAUAUACAUUGAGAUAACUCCCCAGAGAAACUUAGUGUACAGGUGGAGUGUGUGUUCAGGUGAAACUUCACAAGGUUUAUCUUCAGUGUGUAUUCAAGGAUUGGAGGAUUGACGUGAACAGAAUUGUGUUAAUAUAACUGACAAGAGGAUUCAAUGAAAAUCAGGUGUGGUUGUAAUGUAGGAAAGAUCGUUUACCUGAACAUUUACAGCUGACCUAAAAAUUUACAGCUGACCUGUGAUCAGAAGUAGGAUUUGGCUGUCUCCAGGAUGUAAUGAAGUGGAUCAUUUAUGAUUUCUGAAAGGAUAUUGUGAUUUCCAAUAUUGGAGGAUUGUAGGAAUUAAACUUGACCUGACUCUGAAACUUUCUGAUGUGGAUCAUUCACAAUCUGUGAUAUCACUGUGAUUUCCAGACUGCUGGACUAUCAGGAUUUUAGCUUAAUUGCUCCACAGUCUAGUUAUCUGAAUGGUUUACAACCCCUGAUAUCACUGUGAUUUCCAGACUGCUGGACUGUCAGGAUUUUAGCUUAAUUGCUCCACAGCCUAGUUACCUGAAUGGUUUACAACCCCUGAUAUCACUGUGAUUUCCAUACUGCUGGACUGUCAGGAUUUUAGCUUAAUUGAUCCGCAGCCUAGGUAUCUGAAUGGUUUACAACCCCUGAUAUGACUGUGAUUUCCAGACUGCUGGACUGUCAGGAUUUUAGCUUAAUUGCUCCGCAGCCUAGUUACCUGAAUGGUUUACAACCCCUGAUAUCACUGUGAUUUCCAGACUGCUGGACUCAGGAUUUUAGCUUAAUUGCUCCGCAGCCUAGUUACCUGAAUGGUUUACAACCCUUGAUAUCACUGUGAUUUCCAGACUGCUGGACUGUCAGGAUUUUAGCUUAAUUGCUCCGCAGUCUAGUUACCUGAAUGGUUUACAACCCCUGAUAUCACUGUGAUUUCCAGACUGCUGGACUGUCAGGAUUUUAGCUUAAUUGCUCCGCAGCCUAGUUACCUGAAUGGUUUACAACCCCUGAUAUCACUGUGAUUUCCAGACUACUGGACUGUCAGGAUUUUUACUGAAAUAGAUCAUUUAUGAUCUCUUAAGUCACUCGCUUCAGAAUUGCUGGACAAUCAGGAUUAUAGCUGGUUCCGUCAUUCCCAGCUCGGUCACUGUGAUACCAAACGGUCUGACAUUCAGCAUUUUACAGUGUAGCUUGCUCUGGCACCUACAUCUCGACCAUCAACGAUCUAAAGGACAUAGUUUAAGGAUCAAAAUUUAUCUCAGUCGGACGUUUAUAAUUUAUAAUCCACAUGAUGUGUGUGAUUUGCAUCAAAUAGCUCAGGGAUAGAGGCUACCUGUAUCAACAGUACUUACCUGGAGGCAGAACCAUUGAUUUUGAUUUGUUUACAUACCAUUUAUGUUCAUGGAAACAACUCAAGCCAAUUCCAAACAAGCCUUGGGUUACCAGCAAAGCCACCCAGGACUCAGGGGUUGGUACACACUGGUUGAGUCUGCUUCCAACAAAAUGUGGGCUCGGUUACAAAAUUAGAAUAAAAAAAAUUGGGACAAGGAAUUUUGCUACAUGUAGCUUGGAUUGGUUUGAGCCUGUAAGUUAUGGUGUUUGGAUCACAGAAAGUUUUGGUUGUCUUUGAACAAGAAUGAGCUACGUGAAGACGGAUUCAUUAUCUGAUCAGCUGGAUGAAUUAGCAGUCCUAUGUUCGGAGCGAGUGACACAGAUGACCAAGACGUUUAAUGACAUUGAAGCGGUGAACAGGCUGCUAGAAGAGAAAGAAAGAGAUCUUGAACUUGCUGCCCGAAUUGGUCAAACUUUACUUGAGAAAAACAAACAGCUUUGUGGGAAGAAUGAGGAGUUGGAAGAACAGCUGGCUGUCGCUAAUGACAAGGUCAACCAGCUGAGGCAUGAUAUAUCUAUGAAGGAUGAGCUUCUGCGAUUCUACUGUCAGGACUUGGAGAAUGCCGAGACGGAAUCUUCCGAUGGAUCGCCGGCUAAGCCCUUCAACCUGUCCUCUGUGGACUUGGAUGCCUUACAGAAGAGGGUUCUCUCCCUUGAGGAAGACAAUCUGGGGUUACGAUUGGAGGCCAUUCAGCUGAAGUCUAACACAGAAACAUAUGAGGAGAAGGAGCAGAAACUGGUCACAGACUGUGUGGAACAGCUGAACCAGGUGCACGAACAGCUGGAGGGUUUGUCCAAUGAGCUGAUCAAAAAAGCUGAGGAGAACAUGAGGCAGAAGGAGGAAAUCACCACGCUGCUGGCACAAAUUGUGGACCAACAGAAGAAGAGCAAGACGCAAACCAUAGAGAACAUGGAACUGUCCAAACACCUGGAGGCCGCCCAGAGUUCUCAGAGGAGUCUGACCAGAGAGCUUGCUGACCUCCAGGAUCGUUAUGAUGAGCUGUUUGAACUGUUGGAGGAAGCGCAAGACGAGUUAAAACUGCUGCGCAGCAAAGACAAGCCCCGCGCUGUGCGCUCUCACUACAUGUCCACGCCCUACCUCCCCACUGACUCCCUGGCUUCCGAACUUCAGUCUUCCCUCAAAGGAGAGCUUGACUUUGCUAAAGGCUUGUCUUCUCUUGACAGAAGGAUGCAUAAUUGGAAGAUCUUUGAGACGGCCAGAGCGGCGAAGCGUGCCUCUGAACGGCGAGCGACCAGUCGGAACUCUUUACUUGUUCCAGGUUCCCAUAGCAGCCGAGGCUGUGAGAGUGUGGAGUCUGCUCCAUCGUCUGUCCGAAGCUCCCUCUAUCUCUCAGACGGAGAGUCGGCUAUGAGCGAUGGUUACAGUGCUGAUAUGGACAGCUCUCAUGGUUCUGUCACUAACCUUGGCCGGCCUGGGAUACCCGGCUCAAACGACCUUGAAUCUGCGCUCAGGAAGCUCGCUAUGCGCAGAGCAAACGAGCUCAAUGAGAAAGACUUUUUCGAGCAACAAAAAUUGCAGCAAGAGCUUGGUAGUCGCGAGAGAAGCUCUUCCAGCGAAUCCCAAAGUUUGAGGUUUGAGAGAGAGGGCGCCACCAGCAUGACCCCACCAUUCCAGUGCUGGACCCCGGAUAGCCUGAUGUCCGCAGGAAGCACCUCUGGGAUAUCUGGAUACUCCAACAUGUCUGCCAACAGCCAGUACAAGCUGCCAGAGAAACUCCAGAUUGUCAAGCCAAUGGAAGGUUCUGUGACAUUGAAGAGGUGGCAGAUGUUAGCCACACCCCAUAUGGGCGGGAUCUUUGAGGAGCGGCCAGGUGUGGUGACAAAAGGUCAGAAGAAACUGGACGUAGAUGAAGAGACCUACAACCUGAGUGACCUUGAGGAAGAUGAUGACAUGACGUCCUGUCCCAGUAAAAGGAUCAACGACACUGGCUCGGUCUACACAUACACCAAUUCCACAGCUGCCCAUUCUGUAGACAACACAGAGAUGACACCUAGCGCUGCAACUGCCAGGAUGUCAGCCAUUCCCGGAUCUGCACAAUCCAAUGCUCUCCGGGAGAGGCGCCCCACCAACUACACCAUGUCACUAGGACUGGCAGCAAUCUUAAACGAAAGAGGUCUGAACUCCAAGCCUGAUCAGGGCAUCGGGUUGAGGAUAAACUCCGCCCCUUUGAAGCCUUUGCCAACGGACAUGGCUGAUUCCAGUUACGAAUCCAUGACAACAUCCGCUACAAACUCUUGUGUCACAGCUCCAGACGAAGCGUCCAAAUCUAACAGUGUGGGUGAAACGUCCAUGAAACUUGCCAUGAAGGAGGGCGAAUCAGGGAAGAGCUUUAUACAAAGACUCAAAAAUAAGAGUCGAAGUUUGUACAAUAUUUGGAACACGAAUCCAGGGCACUCAGACUUGAAUGUGUCAUCGUCCGUGGAUGGUCCAGCACUAACCAAAGCAACGUCGGAAUCAGGCAUUGCUACGACGGCAACACAGUCUGGAGAAGCCUGUAAGGUCGUUAGUUCUCCGUCAGAAUCUCAGGAGGGAGCUGCUGCGCGAAAACAAAACAAAUCAAACGUCCUUCGAGAAAAUCCUGGGAUAGGCGUGUUAGGAGCUUUGACAAACUUUAGGAAAAGCGGCCUUUUGUAGCGCAGCGCAGUUUCUGCGGUUUCUGUGAGCGGACCAGGUACAGUGUGCUGGUUACAGUAGUGGAGGCCAUAGCCUCAUCAGAAAAGACCCGUUAUGCAAAUUAGUCAGCCUAUCAGCCAAUCAACUUUGGGCUUCAGGGAUCCCCCUUGAUGUGCUGUGGAGAAAAGCUUUCAUUGCUGUGCUGUGUGCAUUUGUAGCCUACGGACUCCCAAAAUAGUUUUUUGAAACUCGAUUGUACAUUAUCCUGUAUAUAUACAGUCCAUAAUUAUUACUCUGUAUAUAGGGACCCUUUUCUAUUUAAGCAGAAAAAUAUGUGUAGAUACAAGUGUGAUUUAUCAUGUGCGGCACUGUGUGAUAUUCAGACGUAAGUGCCGGGCACUUAGUGAUGUGCCAAACUACAACACAGCGUAAUAAUCAUGUGACAGUGUACUACAUAAUAGGCAAGAUGCUGGUUUUUCUAUACCCCGAUAAAGAUGUCUUUUACUCCAGAAAUAUUUUAAAUUGAAAUUGACCUAGCUCAGUGUGUAAAAGUGUACCAUGGCUUAUAUACAUAGCAAAUUUGCAUAUGCAUAGCAAAAUUAGAAAUGUAAAAAAUAGUUGCAUUUUGCAGAAAGUUUUGUUUUUGCCUUUUCUGUAUGAUUAGCUGGGUCAGGAAUUUAACAUAAGUUCGACCGUUUAAUCUAAUAAUUUAGUUUAAUAUUUUUCAGAAAGGUUUAAAUUUUGAAUACUGUCCUCUAUAAAUCAUACAAACCAGGUAAAUGACAAGUGGAGAAGUACAACUGCAAAAACUAGAUGACAGUAAGUAAUUUUCAAAAGGCCAAAUUUUACAACAGAAAUCUGCAAAGACUGAAAUUAUGACUGCAAAAAGAUCAGGAAAAUAAUACAUAAUGAUUCCAAGAUCUCUUUGAAAAGAGAGAAUAAAUUAUUGUAAUGAUUUAAAGUUUAAGAUUUAGGCCAGUACUGUGGCCAGUACAUGAUGGUUCUUCAUCAUUUGUUUUAUUUGUAUUUGAGAUCUUUUGAAAACUUUCGUUUUAGGUUUUUCCAAUUUUCGGCAUAAUUCCAAUCUUUGCAGAUGGUUUUCCUUUUGGUGUAUUCCGAAUUUUAUGGAAUUAACUCAAACUGAUCCAAGAAAUUUUUGAUGAAGAGGCAUUUUCUAUUUCCUAUUUAGUUGCAAAUCUUGUCAUUUUUUGUAGUUUGUCAUCCUCUUUGUGACACAGGGCUUUUGCCUAGUUUCUAGGACACAGCAAACCAAUAUUUACAUGACCCUUAACUUUCAGCCUUAAAUUUUAGCAGUUUUUUAUGACAGCAUGAAAAUAAUACACCAUGUCACUGAUAUAAGUGGAUCUGAAUUUUGUGAAAAAUCCUUUUUAAAUCUUUUUUUUUUUUUUUAACAAAAAAUUAACAACAACGUUGUAAAGAACUCUAGCACAAACUUUGUUAUACUAUGCAAUUUUGUAAGAUUUGCUGGUGUUUUUAUUAAAGUUUAUUAAGAGAUUUUAAACCUCUGACUACUGCAUCUAUCAUCUGUACAGAUAGUGAAGUUCACAGUAAUAGUGUGACUCCUCUCAAACACUAGUUUAAUUAAAACGGAAAAUAUUGACUUUGAAAUGUUUUAAAUCCAGCUAUCUCAAAUCAUGUAACCCUGAAUUACCAGAUUUACUGAAUGAUGUGCUAUAAGAGUAGGAUUUUUACCACUGAUGUUGUCCGAAAGCCUUUUAAAGUAUGAAAAGGAGACAUAUUUUUGUUGCCUUUUUUUUUUUUUUUUUUUUUUUCAUGAAAUCAUCUGGUCACUGUGCCUUUGAUAUCGUUUUAUGUAUUUACUAGCUGAACAGGUAACCUUGAGAAAAGAGAGCCCAGAAAGUGGCAUUUUCUUGAAACUCUUUGUACCAAGCCUCUCAGCAUCAUUUCUACUGUAGCUACCCCAAUGGUGAAUUGAUCUGCCGACUGUUUACAUUCUGUUGAAAUCUUUAUCAUUAUUUUCCAUCCACUCAGAAACAACUUCCUGUUUCUCUUCAUGGCAAGACUGCAUCAAAAGUGCAAAUUGGCUGCGUUUAAAAGUUGCUUUGAAGCCUCUCAGUGCUGAUUUAUCUAUUUCUAGUCCUAUUACUUGUUUGGUAUUUUUAAGUCGCUAUUGCUAGUCGUAAUGAAAGGAAGGAGUUGUUUCAGCCAUAAAAUUAAGCCAGAUUGACAUCCACAAAGAACAAGUUGAUGGUGAUCACACUAGCAACAAAUGUUGGAAGAGACACAUGUGGCCACAGGUCUUAGAAUGCUCAGGAAGACUGAGGUGUACACGUUUUUUUUUUCGUUUUUUUUUUUCGUAUUUUCUGCAGUGGAAAAGCAAGUUUCAGUUUUAAUUCUUUGGACAGGUCCAAGAACCAAGUGCCUCCUGUUAAUGGUGUGAACGAAUCUUUAUUGGACCGUGUAGACGAUGUGAUUUGACGCAGACUGUAGAGGCAUUUCAUUCAUUCGUUUAGGCAGAGAUGAAGUUAGCCACCUCAGUGUAACUGUCUGAUGUGACUUUAUUAUUAUUAUUAUUAUUAUUAUGAAAGAACUGGGGAUAUUUAGAUUGUUUUAUACAAAGACAAGUGUAAAUAAAAGCUUCUAGCUGGGUAUGUGUGUGUUUUCGCGAAGCCUGUAGAUUGUAGAUGUGUGUAUAUAUACGGGAAGCUAUUUCCCGCAGGAUGUGUGUGUGUUUUUUUUAAAGAAAUAAAUUAUGAUGUUGACA